This is a messenger RNA of Hemibagrus wyckioides, 3307 nucleotides long. RefSeq names its product butyrophilin subfamily 1 member A1-like. Bases 298 to 2820 code for a protein of 840 amino acids. The transcript is spliced from 14 exons. The record is from RefSeq and is a predicted model, not a curated record. NCBI's taxonomy places the organism in Eukaryota, Metazoa, Chordata, Actinopteri, Siluriformes, Bagridae. Gene Ontology annotation, molecular function: protein binding.
UUCUCACUUCUUCUCGUUAUAACGGUUAUACUCUAUGUAAAUAAGUUUCCUCAGAGUCCCCCACUCCAGAGCGGAAAACAGGCGCAUGGCACAAAGGGGUGUGCACGGAAACGACAAUAUAAUGCAGAGCUGUGAGACAAAGGGUCUCUUUUAGCGUAUUUUAGCGAUUUAUUGAGACAACUAAUUAUUAAGUGUUUUGAGUUUUGAGAUCAGAUGAAUUGUGCACCUAGUGUAAUUCGUAUAGUGCUAUUUAUCUUGUGAAACAGACUGGAGCGAUAAAGAUAAACUCUUUCAGGGAUGUUUUUGUGUGUAACUCUCCUGACUGUCCUAUACAACUUUAUGGAAUCUCAAUCAGAGCCACUACAGGUGAUUGGUCCAGAAGCUCCUCUUGUUGCAGCAGCUGGUGAAGAUCUGGUUCUGCCCUGUUUCAUCAAACCCAGCACCAGUGCUGUGGACAUGACAGUGGAGUGGUUGAGACUAGAGGAAGAGGCUUCAUUAGUGCAUCUCUAUAGGGAUCAUGAAGAUAAAAAUGAAGAUCAGGCUCAGUCCUACAGAGGAAGAACAUCACUGUUUAAAGAGGAGCUACAGAAAGGCAACGCUUCACUCAAACUCUCAGCUCUCCAAGUCUCUGAUGAAGGAGAAUAUAAGUGUCUCAUUGAGGACAAAUCCUGGUAUGAUGACAUCACUGUUCAUGUUAUUGUUGAGGUUCUGGGAAGCCACCCAGUGAUCAGGAUGGAGAGUUAUGAUAACUCAGGAGGGAUUAAUCUAGUGUGUGAGUCCAGAGGCUGGAAACCUGAACCUGAGGUUCUGUGGCUGGACAGAGAAGGAGCCACUCUGCCUGCUGAAGAUACACAGAUACACAGAGACACUGAGGGCUUCAGUGUGAAAAGACGCAUCACUGUUUAUGAGUCCAACAGGUUUUACUGCAGACUUCAACAAAAACAUCACAUGAUGGAGACAGAUAUUACCAUUAAUAGUGAAGUCUUUGGUGUUUGUAAGAGGCCUGUCUACAUUGCAGUUUCAGCAUGUCUUGUUGCUGGAUUGCUAGUAACAUGUCUUUUUGGACUGAUACUAACUGCUUUUGGUUACAAGAAAGAACAUCAAAAACACAAGCAAAGUGCAGAGCUUCUAAUGAAGAAGUUGUUUGCAGUGGAUGUGACUCUGGAUCCUGAUACAGCUCAUCCUCAACUCACUGUGUCUGCUGAUGGAAAAGAAGUGACACAUGGAGACACACAACAGGAUCUCCCUGAUACACCACAGAGAUUUAAUUAUCUCUGUGUUCUGGGACAGCAGAGUUUCUUUUCAGGGAGAUUUUAUUUUGAGGUGCAGGUCAGAGGGAAAACUGCAUGGACAUUAGGAGUUGUAAGAGAGAACAUUAACAGGAAGGACAGGAUUCCACGGAGUCCUCAGACUGGAUUCUGGACUGUGGGGCUGAGGAAUGAGAAUGAAUAUAAGGCUUAUGCUGAUACUGAUGUUCCCCUCACACUGAGAGAGAAGGUGGAGAAGGUGGGGGUGUUUGUGGAUUAUGAGGAGGGUCUGGUCUCCUUUUAUGAUGUGAAGUCCAGCUCUCAUAUCUAUUCUUUCACUGCUCAGUCUUUCACUGAGGAACUUUAUCCAUACUUUAGUCCUUGGUAUAGUGAAAAUGGUAAUUCAGCACCACUGAUCAUCUCUGCUAAAUCUAAAGUCGUACUAACAGCCAAAGUUACCGAACAAGCAAGAGCUAUAUCUCAGUUGGAAAACAGAAUCAUAGUUCCAGAAGUGGAAAAUGAAAAUGUCAAGGUGAUGGAGAUAUGCAAGGAAGUGGCACCUGAGCUCACGGCAAAGAUAAGUGAGGCGGUGGAUGUAGCUCAUAAACUGGGCAGGCCCAUGUUGCCAGGCGAGGUUCAUUAUCAUCCUUUUUGUGCUGCGCCUGUGUGUGAGUCCAGAGGCUGGAACCCUGAACCUGAGGUUCUGUGGCUGGACAGAGAAGGAGUCACUUUGCCUGCUGAAGAUACACAGAUACACAGAGACACUGAGGGCUUCAGUGUGAAAAGCUGCAUCACUGUUUAUGACUCCAGCAGAUUUUACUGCAGACUUCAACAAAAACAUCACAUGAUGGAGACACACAUUAUUAUUAAUAAUAACGUCUUUGGUGUUUGGAAGUUGGCUGUCGGCAUUUCAGUUGUAGCAUGUCUUAUUGCUGUUGGAUUGAUAGUAACUGUGUUUUUUGGUUACAAGAAAGUAUCAGAGCUUCAACAGGUGAAGCAACAUGCAGAGCUUUUAAAGAGGAAGUUGUUUGCAGUGGAUGUGACUCUGGAUCCUGAUACAGCUCAUCCUCAACUCACUGUGUCUGCUGAUGGAAAACAAGUGACACGAGCAGAGAGACAGCAGGAUCUCCCUGAUACACCAGAAAGAUUUAUGUAUCUCUGUGUUCUGGGACAGCAGAGUUUCUCCUUAGGGAGAUUUUAUUAUGAGGUGCAGGUCAGAGGGAAAACUGCAUGGACAUUAGGAGUUGUAAGAGAGAACAUUAACAGGAAGGACAGGAUUCCACGGAGUCCUCAGACUGGAUUCUGGACUGUGGCGCUGAGGAAUGAGAAUGAAUAUAAGGCUUAUGCUGAUACUGAUGUCUCCCUCACACUGAGAGAGAAGGUGGAGGUGGUGGGGGUGUUUGUGGAUUAUGAGAAGGGUCUGGUCUCCUUUUAUGAUGUGAAGUCCAGCUCUCAUAUCUACUCUUUCACUGCUCAGUCUUUCACUGAGAAACUCUAUCCAUACUUCAGUCCUCGAUACUUAGUAGAUGGUAGUAAUUCAGCACCACUGAUCAUCUCUGCUGUUACUGAAUAAAUAUCUGUUUACAUUCUGUAACAUUUUAACAUUUUACUUUUUCACAGCUUGAUAUAAUCAGUUAAUUUAUUUUAAUUUUAUAUAAACAUAAACUCUAAACAGUAUGAACUUAGAGUCAAGAAGUGUGUUUAUAUGACAUUUUCUCCACCACUAAGAAUCACCACUUAUUAUAGUUGAGGUUCUGACAUUUUGGCGAGUGUAUAGCUGUCAAAGAUGUGUUUUCAGGUUAGGAUACUGAUUAGUGCUGUUUUUCUCCUGAACAUGAUGUCAGUUCUUAGUAAAUGUUGUUAAUAUUUGGUAAAUGAUCAGUAAGGUUUGUUUUGUAAUUGGUUUUGUGAAAGUAUUUGGAUUAGACCUGCAUUUCUCCACAGACCUGCACUUUUAAUCUCAGCUGAAGAUAUGGAGGAUUCACUAACAUGGCAGUAGUUAGUGACUAAUAUGGCAUUUACAGAUUUGUUCUAUUUCUGGAUGUCUUAUAUGAAGAAGC